AUGUUCACCGUGUGCUACACAGCAAGGUUCGACAGGUACACUGACUUGCACCUGAACUAUUUUUAAAUGAUAGUAGACUUGCGCAGCGCCUGUCGCACCUUCCCUUCCCCAUUCAUCACCUGGACUCGAUGCCAAGAAAGAGUCAAGAAGACCAGAAGCGGGGAAGGGCGCAGGUCGCCGGCAGGGUCGGACCCGCACCCCCUGGUCUGCAACAUACACUUGGCCAACAACAACACCCCAACAGGGGUCACAAGGACGAGGAUGAUGACUGGGCAGCCAUGCCCACCAUCUGUAUACCCAGCGGAAGCGCAAGCGCAUCUACCGGCAGGGAACCAGGUGUUAGGGAACUGCCAGCGCAUACCAGGCUGCGAGGGCCAUGGUUUGCUGAUUACUGGCAUAGCACACGCCUUCAGACCUUUUGACCUAGAGGGGCGACACGUGACCCACAACCCUAGACCACACACAGCACAAAGGACAGUGUCAAAGCUACAGGAGUUUGAGAGGGACGCUCUUUAUCAUCCACCAUACUUACCAGAUCUUGCUCCUCCCGCCCCCAUUGACUACCACUUCUUCUGGAAGAUGGAUAACUUUUUUCAUAAAAAAAAACAAUUUAAUUCUAGCACUGCUGUAAAAGAGGCUUCCCAUGGUUUCAAUGGUUCUCACUGCCAGCCUUCUACACCAUCGGUCAGCGCAAGCUACCAUCGAAAUGGCAAAUACGCAUUGGCAAUAUGUGUGGGUGCGUUGAUUAUUGAACUAUUCCUUAUACUUAUAAAACGUUCAUGCUUGACUGCCCAAUACAUCAGGAAAGUCGCAACCCAUAAUUGCAGCAAGUUGUUCCUCUUUGGUGGAGGUGGAGUGAAACCAAUAGGGUGUGUUUAUUCUGUACAGAGACCUGGGUAUGGAAAACAGAACAAACAAAUUUCAUAGUCAUCACAUUUAAGAAAAAACAGUUUAUCAACUGUCGAGGGAAAGUGGUCGCUGGGUUAGGAAACAAGUCUAAUCACGACUGUUGUAUUUCAGCCCCGUUUAACUUGCCAGUAAGGAUCCUUUUCAAGUUGACGUACGGCAAACGAUAUGUGGCGGAAACCGUGCCGGAUUGGAUGGAGGGCAUUCGCUACGAUUAGAUCAACGUAGAUGGCGUGGCAUUUACAUUAGCGCUUCGAUCAGUGAAGUGCCUGAUCAUUUUAAAAUGUCAUCGAGAGAGGAAGGGAGGAAAGCAGGCGAAGUAUGCGUCUUAAGGUGGAAAUAGACUUUCUCGCACAAAAGAAGGCCAUAAGCGAGAGAAUACAGGAAUCUACAAACCGAAAGAUUGAUGAGUGAGGGAUGUAGUAGACAGGUAAGCGUCGGAUGUAAUAGAGUAAUUUACGAAUUCUGUUAAUGAAGGGAAAUAAGGGCCUAGAGGGCGGAGUAGCACCACAGCUUUGACAAGAUGUGGCCUCACUGGGAUGGCUGUCGAAGGAUUCAGCUGGGGAAGAUGGCGGCCGUCCUGAGCCACAUUGCUCUGAUUCCUGACCUUCAAGUGGACGAUCAUUUUUCCAACGACCACGCCGAGACAUGAUCCACAGCCUUCUUAAAAGUUUGGCGAUCAGUCCUAUUGUUGACAGGGCACCUAACGACCCUAAUAUCAGCUCAGCCAACAUUCGGACGGCCGUUGGAGGGUCUCAGGAGUCUUCGUGAAGCAAAAAGCCGUGAAGGAAUAGGGCGAGACCUUAAAGAAUGCCAACUUUUUCAGGAGGAGGGACAGAUGUACGGCGGUCCGAUCGAACGAACUGAUUUAGGGGGGGACUUUCAACGAAUUAAUUAUAACAAAAAUAAUGGUAUUGAGGGUAGAAGGGGCCAUCAAACACGACACUGGGUCUGUCUUUAUGUGCCAAUUGUAGGGGGUCCGAUAAAGUGAAGGACGAAAAGGAUUUAGGAUGGAAAAACUCCGAUCUAACAGUUCGCACUUGCCUUUGGCCACGCUCCCGCCCUGAAUGCAGUACGAGGUGGUGAGAUACGGGGAUCAUGGGGUUGAUGAAAGUACAUUAGGUGGGCUAACUCAUGAAAUGUCAAUUAGAAUUUUGAAAUCCGUUUUCGUUUCAAAAAGAUUAAUUAAGGAGGGUUUUAAAGCUGAUCAUUGUGCAGAAUAAUUCUAUAAUAAUUCAGUUAUCUCAGGAUGCUAGCUUUUGAACGAAAUUCUUUCCGCCGCAUGCAAAAACUAUACUGCGUAAAAAAUGACAACUUAUACAGCACGCAUUUUUCUCAUUGAUUUUCGAUGCCCUAAAUGUUCAAUUUUAUUUCAUGAAAAACAUACAUAAAAGUAUUCAUUUCCCUACUCACUCGGUAGAAAAUUACGUCUUCUUUCAAUCUUAUACCCGAAAGAAGGGUAGAAGUUGGUUUUCAAAAACUUUCCAAUUCUCGAGUAAAUCUGAACCCUGCCUGUCGUUACACCUGCAUUCAGGGUUUCCAAACUGCAAGCCGUAUUUUUUCUGCGUACGGAAAACCAUACAUUUCACUACGGUAUUAAGAGGAGACCAUAUGGGUUCAUAAAAUUUAGCAGUGGAUUUUACCCAUAUUGUUAACUUCACAAGGUACAUUGGUAAAUGCAGGGACAUGACGUUUUAUGGACGACCAUUUCACGGUAUUAAACAAUCUCACAAUCAGAAACUUUUUUAAAACCUACUUAUAUCCUUCCUUCAAAUAUAGAAUUGAAGGACGUCAUUUUCUAUUGAGUGAGUAGGAAAAUGAAUAUUUUUUUCAUGUUUUCCAUGAAAGACAAUUGAAUUUUUAGGGGCAACGAAAAUCAAGGAAAAAAUGCUUGCUGCAUAAGUUGUCAUUUUUUACAGAGUGUAGUUUUUGCAUGCGGCAGGAAAGACGUUCGUUCAAAAACCAGCAUCCUGAGAUAAAUGAAUUAUUAUAGAAUUAUGCUGCACAAUGAUUAGUUUUAAAACCCUCCUUACUUAAUCUUUUAGAAACGAAAACGGAUUUCGGAAUUUUAAUUGACAUUUCAUGAGUUAGCCCAGUUACCGUAAGUAGAAAAAGUGGAAUAAUGGCAAGGUUACUGAGAGGUUCCCUUUAACGCGCUUUUACGCAAAACAAAGGUAGGGCGGAGGGAAAGUGCCAGCAUGAAAUCCAAAUAAUCGUAUUGUUAUGCGGCCUAAACUGCAGCCUCGCAGUGAUUAAAAAUACCAGCUCUCCAAAUUCAGACCUUGAAGAGGAAUAAUAGCAUAUCACAAUUUUCUGACAUGCAGAAUUGACCAUUAAAUUACACCUGUAGAGUAUUUCCAGUCCAAUACACAGCGGAGGAUAAGAUUAUAAUAAAUGUGGCGAAAUUACGUAACAGAAAUAUAAGAAAUAGCAUGAAAUGAUUAGUUGAAUUGGCCGCGUAGUCGUGUGGCAUACUAGUACUUCACAAAAAAAUAUGAAAUGACACUUAAACAAUGAAAUUAUAUGACAACAACAAUGAAGAAAAUAAACGACACUGAAGUCAACACGGAAAACCUAGCGUCAAAUCUAAACCUUCGUCUAACCCCAAUUCGAAUCACAGAGCUUAAUAUUAAAGCUAAAAACGAUCCUCGUUAAAAUCCAAAAUGUGAACUUAAGCCUAACCGUGAGCACUGAAACAAUUUUAAACCGUAUCUAAACCUAAAAUCGAAAACUUGACUGUAGUCCUUGGCGUAAUUCCAACCGUAAAUGUAACGAUAACCUAAGACGCUUAAGAGGCGGUGGUGGUGCCUAUUGUGGUGGUGUUGGUGGUGGUGGUGAUGAUGAUGAUGAUGAUGAUGAUGAUGAUGAUGAUGAUGAUGAUGAUGAUGAUGAUGAUGAUGAUGAUGAUGAUGAUGAUGAUGAUGAUGAUGAUGAUGAUGAUGAUGAUGAUCCCAAAACUAGCCCUUAUUCUAACACUGAACCUUACUAUAAACUGAAAUCUAACGUUAAGCGAAAACUGCAGGUCAAGUACUGCCCAGAAAAUAACCCUACCUUGGACGUAGGACGAGGCAUAUAACCCGAAAAGAGGUCUUAUACAACUGUCUCAUGAUAGGACCUUACCCUUUACCUUCAUUUCCCCUUCAAUGGAGAGUGUAGCCGCAAGAAUGGAGGAACCCUUUUUUUGUUUCUUACCUCAGGCUCUGCCAAUACGACUUACAACUACCCCAGAUACAUUGCCUACUCGACCACGGAGGCGAAUGUCAAUAACAUCUAAGGGCCCCUCGGAUUACCUUGAACGGCACCUCGGCAGAAGUCAGACGACAAGAGGAAUGAAGCCAAACCUCGAAUGUGGUAUUGUCUGAAGGAUAUCUACCGUGCCUGCGAAAUCCCUGUAUUUUGUAUCGUCCAACUGAAGGCAUAGCGACUGACAGAACGUCUGUGUAAACCUUGGCCGACUUUUCUCCUAACGUCUAUUCCGCAUUUUCUCUUGACGUGUUCGUCUGUAUGGCUGGAGAACAUCAUUGGCAAAAAGCAAGCUACUCGGAUGAAAUCAGUAUACACUGGGACAUUUUACACCUCGCUUAGACGGUGGUUGAAGGUGAAUCUCACCCUUUUAGAGAUAGGAGUGACUGUGACAGUAUUUCAAGCAUCAGAUAUUUAAGAUCCCUCGAGACACCCGUUAAUAAGAUGCGUUAAAAACAAUUGGUAUCUCAGUAGAACAGGAUUUAGUGGGAUGUAGCGAGACAGUAUUUGGUCCAACAGCUCUUAGGCCAGAGACCUUUAGAAGAUGCACCUAAACUGCUUCAACUGUCAGAAGAAAUGAGGAUACAGCGAUCCCUUUUCGAUCAUUAGGAUUGUGUUUCAGAACCCUCCGCAAAAAAGGGAGAACCCGAUCAGUUAAAGCCAUAUCUUUUAAGACUGUUUUAUAUAUUUUAGGUCCCUAUAAACACUCACACAUUUUUAUAAAUAUUUCUUACACAGUUAUACAGCAUGAAUUCCAUAAAUUUUAUCGAAAACUAGGUAGGAUUCGUUUAAAUGAUAUAUGGAAACACAAUGUUUUUGUACCACCCGCAAAUGUAGAUACGUAUUGCACGUCACUGAGGAGUUUAAUUUAAUACUCAAUAAAGCAUGUGCCAAAAAGACAAAGACCUAGUGUCCGCAGAAAUCGGUGAAUCAGAUGAAAGUCCGUCAUAUGUAUAUAUAUACUUGCUAAAAGCCCAGACACGUGUUUCGCCGAUAUUCUGCCGCUGUGUGACACAGUUGCGAGGGGUUCGGCUCUUCAAUGGGACCCCCAGCGUUCUCUAGCGGUUUCUGGUAUAUGAACUCCAGAGAAUAAUCAGGUGAAUAAUUUCACGUGUCUGGGCUUUUAGCAAGUAUCUAUGUCGGGAGUACGGUAUUAUACCUUUACCAUAUGGAAUUCAUACUACUCGUAGUACUACUUGUUUGUAGAAUGGGCAUUACGUGGUUAUUCCACAGUAGUUGAUUGUCUUCGACCCAAAUGUUCAUUGAAAUUUCGGUUCUGACUAUCGUUUGUCGGCCUUGCGUAACUCCGGGCGCAACGGGACAAUCAUGCUUCAUUGCCCGAUCAGCGAAAUCACUUCCUCCGUAGCUGGUAUUCCCAAUCACAACCAACAGGACGACUGACCCCUGGCUCCAUGGUAGUGUGUUCGAUUUAAUAACACUCGAUGAUCAAAGAACUCGGGUUUGAUCUCCUGGAGUUCUUAAAAACCUGGGGUCGGGUAAGCCUGUCUGACGACGGCUAACGGGCCAGAAAUGGCCAUUUCAGUCUCCCUUGUUUUUCUUGGUACUUCUGCGAGACGACAACGCAUGCAGAAUUUACUGACGUCAUAAAUUUCGAGACCUCUCAUUCGGCUGCACAUGGUCAUUGCAUAGUUAAAUGAUAAGGCAAACUUUGCAGAGGCCGCCGAAAUAUGGAGGAGGAAACCAGAACUCUGUUAGCAGUUGGACCACGUGAUAAACCUGGCACUACCAGGGUAAGGAUCGAUUAUGGACGAAACCCCGUUCCCAUAUACACCCUCCCAUUUCGCCUCCACCCCCCUCCCCCUCCCUGGCAUGACUGAAUGCUGCCCGCGCGUUGCACUUUAAAUCACUGUAAUCCUAACACGCACACUUGGAUGACUUCUCUCCCCCUCCCCCCCUCGCCAUGCGCACCCGCAUACUAGACUCAUGUUUAAUGUUACCUAUCACGUUUUAUCUCUCUAGGUCAAUCGUUGAUUGGACAUUUUGCCUUGUCAUAUAACUAUGCAAUGACCGUGUGCAGCUGAAUGAGAGGUCUCGAAAUGUAUGACGUCAGUAAAUUCCGCAUGCUUCGUCGCCCUUGCCUUAUUCAAAAUUAUUCCGGGAAAACAUUGCCUCAACCCUUUGCGAGAGUUCUAGAUUGAAUCCCCAAGGCACAACGGGACGAGCAUGCCCUGUAAACUUAUCGGUGAACACACCUCCACCACAUGGGUCAGGGCGGCACGUCGACUAUUAAAAAGAUUAAGGCUUUUCAAAGAAUCGGCGAAAAAUAAGAAAGAACGAUAUGCAAGUAAAUGAAAAAGGGCUAGCUGAGAAGCAAGACGUUUACUCUGGCAGUUUCCUUAAAUACUAGGUCAUUAAAGUUUUCCAGACUGUCGCAUGAGCCUACCUUGUAGAGUGCCUCCUUUUGACGACCGAGAAGCUUGACGUGGUCUCGGCGUAUUUCAACCAGAGUGAUGUGAGCGAGACUGACUACAUUUGCCCCCUCAAGUGAGUGCCAGCAGGUGGCGAAUUGAUUGGCUGGUUCGACGGUUGUGGCCUCCUGAUGCUGACUGACGCGUGCUGCGGUCACCCGAAUGUAAUGACCACGUGACCUAUUCCCUUCCUCCCAGACGAACUGCGCAACAAAUGUGCCAAGCCAAAACGAGGUCAGUAUUGGCACAUGGUCCGCUGAUUCUGUGUGAGACACUCACUAUGACCGUGACCGAUCUCAUGAAAUGUUAGCCAAAAGUCUGGAAUGCGUUUCCGAUUAGGAAGGAUUACUUUAGUGGGGUUGUUAUACUAAUUAUCAUGCAGCAUAACCCUAUAAUAUUUCGGACUCACCAGGAUGUCGGCUUUUGAAUGCGCUUCUUUUUUAUCUCCUGCAGAAGCCACACUCGGUAAAAAACGACUACUUAAGUAGCAUGCAUUUUUCGCACUGAUUUUCGAUGGUCUUAUAAAUUCGAUCAUCUUUUACAGAAAAAAUGCACAAAAAUACGCUUUUUUUGCUCAUUUGGAAGGAGAUUACAUCGUUUUCAUAUUUUAUGCCCGAAGAAAGUGCAUAUUUCAGUUUUAAAAAAGUUUCUAAUUAUGAGAUUUUUAAGACCUUGCGAUGUCCAUGCAUGCAAUACCGCAAAUGUCCGUUGACUAAUGCUCCUCAUUAAAUGUACAAUAGGAAAAAUGCAUGUUACUUAAGUAGUCAUUUUUUACCGAGUGUGGUUUAUGCAGGAGAUAAAAAAGAAGUGCAUUCAAAAGCCGACAUCCUGGCGAGUCCGAAAUAUUAUAGGGUUAUGCUGCAUAAUAAUCAGCAUAACAACCCCACUUAAGUAAUCCUUCCUAAUCGGAAACGUAUUCCAGAAUUUUAACUAACAUUUCAUGAGAUCGGUCACUCACUGUACAUGAGCUUUCAGCGCUGAUAAAGGCACACUCAGACAUGUCACAGCUUCACUAACGCCUGUCAUGAAUCAAUGCGGUCCCGGUUUCGGUCUAACACGAAGGCGGCAUGGCUCGUCUGGACGACCCACUUCGAGCGGCAGUUUGAUCGUCCCAUGCGGCAACGAUCUGGAUGCUGGAUGGAAGGUAGGUUAGUAGAUGUAUGUGAGUUCUCGGAGAUCAGACCCGUUUCACGCCUGCCACUGUGUCCAAUCUCAUCGCCAGCCAGCCAGCGAUGAAGCCACUGGGGUCUGGGCGAGGGACGAAAGACUGAAGCCAAUACCGAGAUACCAUUUCUCCUGGUUUUGAGCCACGAUGAUCCCUGCACUGAAUGUAGGGUCAGGUUGCAAUGCCACUUCCCUACUGCGACCUUCACGGCAUUUCUCACUUCUGUGCGGUUCCAGGUCAGGUGUGGUGGACGUUGGGUGGCGACUUCACUUCACGUCAUCACGUCAUUGUGUGCACUUAACUUCCCAGUUGGUUUAGCUUGGACAGGCCAUCAGAACGUGGGAGAAGGUAAGGAAAUAGGGGUUGAGGAAACUUUUAUCCAGCACCUAAUUUCUAAAGCAUUGGCAGUCAAACUUGCCUUCUGGUCAUUGUAACGCGCUGAUAGUCGUGGCUUGCGGGCCAGACGGUGGGAACGAGAAACAGAUGACAAUGGCUCCUUCUCAGUGUUGCCAUGAAGGCAUUCUCUACUGUGUGAGACCUGAGCUCGCACAAACUCCAAAAACUACCGAUGUAGUGGUGGUGGUAGUGGUGGUGGUGGCGGCGGCGGCGGCGGUGGUGGUGCCUGCGGUGGUGGUGGUACCUGUGGUGUUGGUGCCUGUGGUGCCUGUGGUGGUGGUGGCGGCGGCGGCGGCGUCGGCGGCGGUGGUGGUGCCUGUGGUGCCUGUGGUGAGGUGUAA
This is a messenger RNA of Spirometra erinaceieuropaei, 8480 nucleotides long. The record is from the annotation of a GenBank genome assembly. Lineage: Eukaryota; Metazoa; Platyhelminthes; Cestoda; Diphyllobothriidea; Diphyllobothriidae.